Molecule: messenger RNA, 3450 nt
Organism: Electrophorus electricus (electric eel)
Lineage: Eukaryota; Metazoa; Chordata; Actinopteri; Gymnotiformes; Gymnotidae
Source: RefSeq, a predicted model, not a curated record
GGUGUGUGCCAGGCUGGAGGAGUUUGCGCUCGCCCAGGUUUUUGCUCCGUCUCGGAUCCCAACCGUCACUGACUGAUGAAAGCAAUGGGGGAGACGCGUUCCCUCUCGCGCUACCACCUCCCUCUGGUGUUUGCUGAGCGGAGUAAACUGUAAGCUACUGUCUCUUUUCCACUCCGUGGAUCGCGGAGAUGAGGUGUUGCACUCGUUCUUCUCUCACACCUACGGAUGCCAUGCGCUGAGUAACGGGAGUUACCGUGCCGGGUAGAAGGUGGUAUUCCGAUCACCUGAGAAGUUGCGGUUAAGUGUGUGUCAGACAUGGGACGGCGUCUUGGCGCUUUGGGAUACAGUGUUUGGGGAAUAGCUUCUUGAGCGGCGAGCUAUCUUUGGCGACCACGCGAGACCGAGGGACCUCGCACCGGCGAGAUGCGCACUGAUCACGGCUUCGUUCUGCUGCUCCUCAACGGGACAGCGUGCUUGUUGGCUCUGGGACAGGAAGACCCCCACUCCUCAACUUCGUCCUCCUCUGCUCUAAACCCCAAGUCAUCCUCCCCAGCAGACAGCAGCAAAACUCUGGGGGUGCUGAGCAGUCAGGGCUCCGUGUCUCCGCUCAGCCGCUGGGUGCAGCAGAGCCGGGGGCGGGCCGCCAACGCCUCCGCCAUGGAGCUGCCCUACCGCUCGCCCGUGUCCUUCUCCAAGCAGGAGUUCUGGGAGAUGCUGGGGAGCGACUCCGCCAAGGCCGACACCGACACCGACGCCUCGGCUGGCGCCCGCAUCAAGCGCCGGCCCAUCGUCAAGACGGGCAAGUUCAAGAAGAUGUUUGGCUGGGGGGACUUCUACUCCAACAUCAAGACCGUGCGCCUCAACCUGCUCAUCACAGGCAAGAUCGUCGACCACGGUAACGGCACCUUCAGCGUCUACUUCCGGCACAACUCGACAGGCCAGGGCAACAUCUCCGUCAGCCUGGUUCCACCCGUCAAGGCGGUGGAGUUUGAUCUGGAGCGGCAGAGCGUGGUCUACCCUAAGGACUCCAAGAUCUUCAACUGCCGCGUGGACUACGAAAAGGUGGACCGCAGCAAGCGCACAUCACUGUGCAACUACGACCCAUCCAAGACCUGCUUCCAGGAGCAGACACAAAGCCACGUCUCCUGGAUCUGCUCCAAGCCCUUCAAGGUCAUCUGCAUCUACAUCUCUUUCUACAGCACGGACUACCGGCUGGUGCAGAAGGUCUGCCCGGACUACAACUACCACAACGAAAUGCCCUACCUGCCUUCUGGAUAGGAGGGCAUGGGGCGUUGGGGCGAGGGAGGGGAAAAUUAUGGGAGUCGAGUAAAAGAGAGGAGUGAGAUAUAUAAACUAGGACAGAGGGACACGGAGGAGUGAGCGUGGCUGAAUGAAGGAUACGGAUGUGGACGAGAGAGCAGGGCAUGGAUGAAUGGGGGGGUUGGGGGCAGUACGGAUGUGGGUAGUGUUGGCGCAUUCGAUAUAUGAGAGGGGGCACAUUUUAAGCGGCUCAGAAGUUCUCCUCCGAGUGUGUACGGGACUGUAGGAUUUUCCACAGACUGCGGAGAAUCUUGCACGAGCAGCCUACUCGGAACAGACCCCUUUGUGAACUGAGCAUUUUUUUUUCUCAUGGACUGUGUUUGAUCAUCUGUAAUAUUCCCAAGGUGAAUGUAAGGCAUUUUUCUCCUGUGAUAAAUGUCUUGAAGAACCUCUCUACCAACCUGACAAAUGUGACCUGCAAAAAUCUAUAUAUGCAAAUCAAGCUGUCUAGUACAGAUAUGCAGGUGAGAGCACACCACCGAGGGCCUGUGGUGACUGGCAAUCCCACCAGAGUGCUUCAAGCGGCUUCUGACCCACAGAAGGGCAAGGAAAUUCACAUCCUUAAAAAAGGAUAAUUAAAAAAGGAAAUCCCAUGUUGAUUUUCAUACAGCUACUAUGCAGAGGCUGGGGGUUGUGCAUUACAGUUAUGUUGGAAUUCACUUUUCCUAAGGGUAGAAGAGAUAAAAGAAAUGUUCAUUGCAUAUUUCAUGUUAAACUAACACAGACACACUUGCCUCUUUGACUUCUUGGUCUUCCCGCCUACAAAUGUUAUAGAAAGGAAGAAAAUCAAGAUAGUAAAAAAUGUUAAGCAGUGAAACAGAAAAACAGGGAGAGAGAGAUAGAGAGCAAGAAGGAGAGAGUAAAGACAAGAAUGAACAGGGAUUCAGAGAGCUCUUUAAUUAAAGCCAAGCAGGGAGACAGAGAUGUUGAGUAUGAAUCGACUUGCCCCUCUAUUAUUCUGCACAUAUGGGGGGGGAUUACAUUUUGUUUCCGAAUGAAUUUCUGAUUUCGUGGCAUGAUAACUUAGCCACUAAGUGCAAGACUGCGCCUUCUGUCUCCAGGCGGGCCUUCUUCCACUAGAGUCCCGCCUAUUAUAUCUGAUUAAAAAAAGAAAUAUUAUUGUGAUAAUUAUGCAUAAUUUAAUCCCAUUUAAGACUUAAUUAAGAACUGAACUAAUUGGAUUUGCUAGUGGCAAAUUCAGAGAUUCAUUUGGCCUGGGAGAUGUUUCUACAGGCCAAAUUACCACAUUAGACAAACAGCAGUUGAGUUGACCUUCCAUAAAUGCAGGAAUUAAUGAAGAUCACAGUGAAGCAAAAACAGACAUCAGCAGUAAAGAACAUGGGAGACUCCAAACAUUUCCAUAAAGAUUCAAAUCAAAACACUUUGAAGACAUUUUCAAGUUGGUGUAGUAACCAGAAAAUGUUUGCUCCUAGAUCAGGGAACAAGAGGACAGAAAUAUGAAAGUAAAGGAAGAAGAGCAGGGGGAGGGGGGGUGGUAUGUGGAAAGCAUGGAACACGGGAAUGUGUUUGGGAAGCAGUACGGAGCCUGCCAACAGACGGAAGGUCGGAGAACAGAGGACUGGGUUCCACAAAGGUGGAUGAGCCACUCAACAGCAGCCCUCAGUCAGACCGCAGAGAGGACGGACUUACACUGUCACACACUGGUGGGUGUUGCCAAGGCAAAGGAUAAUAGUUCAAGUGGUGGAACACUCUGGUUGUCAUAGCGACUAGCUCCUUCCCUGGCCUACGGAGUCUGGACACAGCUUUGGACACUUGAUCCACAGACCUAGAAACUGAGUUAGCAAACUGGGUUAGCCACAAAGUGAACAACCUGAAAAAGAGCGGGCUAAUGGCAAAGGGUACUAUAGGUACUAUACAAAAAUAUAUCAAUAUAUAAAUAAAUAUAUAAAUAUAUAAAGAUAUAUAUAUUACUCACCAACCCACCCGUGGGGCUGGCAGUAGACUCUAGUUCAUUUUGGGUUUGUUUUUUUCUAUUUUUUACAUUGUUUCUUUUCCAUGUGCGUCAUGUUGAUGUAGUGUAUGGAUGACAAUGGUGGCAUUUAUUGUGGUUUUCCAACAUCUGGAAAGAAAAAAAAAAAAUCAAUAAAGUAGACAGGUGUACUGAAUGUU